Molecule: messenger RNA, 926 nt
Organism: Amphibalanus amphitrite
Lineage: Eukaryota; Metazoa; Arthropoda; Thecostraca; Balanomorpha; Balanidae
Product: STING ER exit protein-like
Exons: 6
Coding region: 140-790 (216 amino acids)
Source: RefSeq, a predicted model, not a curated record
ACAAAAGUAAACAAAAAUAUUCAUUGGAUUCAUUACGUGAACGUUUGCGACUCUCAAGUCAAAGUUGGGGCUACAUUUUUCAUUAAAAAGACUGAUAAGAUCACAAAAAACAAGUCCUGCAUAAAUCCAGCCUUUCAAUAUGCCAAAGGUUGUGUCAUCAUCAUUGGUAUGCACUGAUAGCAAGGACAAGGAAGAAUACAGCAAUGACAAGCCUCUUCACACUUACUACUGUCUGUGUGGGCAGAUGGCUGCUGUCAUUGACCGUCCUCUCGAGAAGCUGCCACUGCGGGCUCGAGACGGUGCGCGCGUCAUCGACGGCAGCAAGCACGCGCACAAGCUGACCUUCCUGGACGACGAGGUGGUACACCUGCGCCGCGAGGAGGGCAUCGAGGAGCAGUUCCGCAAAAAGUGCUCCAAGUGCGGGCUGUGGCUGUACUACCGGCACGGCAGCGCCAGCAGUAACGUCACGUUCAUCGUCCAGGCGGCGCUGGUGCAGUCGGUGCAGAGCAGCAUCUACAACCAGGUGACCAGCGCAGCCAAGGCGGAGAAGGUGAUGAUCACAAAGCACACCAAGACGAUGGGCAAGUUCUCAUCGGUGACGGUCUCCACGAUGGACGAGGAGGAGGAUGAGAUAGAGGACCGGGAGGUGGCCGACUCGUACGCGCAGAACGCGCGCAUCAUCAAGAAACAGCUGGUGCGGAAGGGCAUGAUGAAGCGCGACAACGAGCCCGAGCAGGAGGAGGCUGCGGCCAAACGGCAGCGCGUGAAAGGCACCCUGCUCAACCACUGACGCACCCCACCCCUGCCCGUGUCAUCACCGUGUCAUGAUAUCAUCCACAUCGCUCGCCGUUCAUGCAUUGUGUAAUUGUGUAUAUCGUGUGCUUAUUGUUGAUGCAUACGUGCAAAUAUAAGGUCAUCGCUCACGA